AUGAAUCGUCUGAUUUUCUCUGCCUUCCAUUCUGCUACAGGUAUUUCCACGCUUUUGCUAAUAUUUAUUAUCAUAUUCUGUAGAAAUAAGUCAGUGGAUGUGGCUACGGCAUGUUUAUUUUGUCCAGCGCGUUGCAUAAAGAUAUACACUCGAACCGGCGACUCUGGUAAAUCUUCCCUUUUCAACGGAGAGCGUCGUGCAAAGACCGAUGACGUCUUUCACGCACUGGGGUCUGUUGAUGAACUCUCAUCUGCUAUCGGUGUGGCCGUGGCAAAUUUAGAGGGCAUAAAUACUGUGAACAAUAAAUAUGACGUCACACUUCUAAAAGAGAGACUUGAUAGAAUCCAGUGUUUGCUACAGGAUGUGGGCUCUUGCGUCGCAACUCCAAUUGAGCCCAGGUCUAGCGAGACAGGAGAAAUUAGACCAAAACGAUACUCUCGAAUCCAAUUCCAUGAAAGUUCUAUUAGUGAUUUAGAAAUGUGGAUCGAUGAAAUGACUAGUGUAUUACCUCCAUUGCGUCAGUUCAUCCUUCCCUCUGGCGGUCUGGCAGCAGCCAACCUCCACCUCUGUCGGAGUGUGUGCAGAAGAGCGGAGCGAACUGUGGUAAUACUGAAUAGCGAUGCCGAAACCCCUAGUCUGGAACCCGAGGUGAUAAAGUUCCUAAACAGACUUAGUGACUUCUUAUUUACUGCUGCACGUUAUUCUUGCUUUGCUGCUGGCUGUCAAGAAAAGAAAUACAUGCCACCGAGAUAG
Molecule: messenger RNA, 753 nt
Organism: Protopolystoma xenopodis
Lineage: Eukaryota; Metazoa; Platyhelminthes; Monogenea; Polystomatidea; Polystomatidae
Source: the annotation of a GenBank genome assembly